GACUGCCGCAUAGCUCGCGUACUGUAGCUCGCGGGCGGCGGCGGUUUUGAGCAUGACAGAAACAACCAUUUUUCGUUUGACCGCAGGACGUCUGGCUUCAUGUCGUGCAGUCGCUAGGCGCUGGGGGUCCGUGCAGUUAGACACGCUCUUGUUUUCCCAUUUCGACUGCCCGAGCUGCCCCUUGCCAACCACACAAAGAGCCAUGACUACUUUUACGCGUUCCUCACGUUGGGUGUCGGCGGCGGCUUCGUCGACUGAAAACGCCCCCGAGCCCGAUGUGAUCACAAAGCUUCGGGUUACGACCGUCACCCAGCGAGUCGCCCUGCGUCCUGCAAACAAGGUUCAGCCGGUUGCUGUCAAACCAGGCAAGCUGCAAAGGUCGGCGUCGCUGACAACAAAGUGCCCGGAGCCCAAGGCUACAGCUCGGAGUCGCCCGACACGCGCUGCAAAGCAUGUCGUGGUGAAGAAGCUACCAGAGACGGACACUGUUGCGUCCCUGGACGUGGGUGAGCUCCGCUUGGAGCCCGCACAGACACAGUCUUUCUCGAGCCAGCUGCUGCUGCCAGACGGCGUGCCGGACAUUGACGCCGACGACCAGGGCAAUCCCCAGCUGUGUGCAGAGUACAGCAAGGACAUUUUCGAGUACCUUGUCUCACUCGAGGAUAAGUUCCCGGUGCACAAGCAGUACCUGAAGAAGUGCAACCUCCACAUCACAGGCGGCAUGCGGGCCAUCCUCAUCAACUGGCUCAUGCAGGUCCACGCAAGGUUCCAGCUACUGCCAGAGACACUCUUCCUUACAGUGUCGGUCAUGGACCGCUUCCUGCAGGCGGAGUCCGUGCCCCAUUCGAAGCUGCAGCUGGUGGGUACUGCGUCAAUGUUACUCUCCGCCAAGUAUGAGGAGAUGUAUACCCCCGCGGUGGAUGACUUCGUGUACGUGACGGAUGGGGCCUGCGGCAAGAGGGACGUGCUCUGCAUGGAGAGGACCAUCCUGGACAAGGUGGACUGGGUCCUCGGGCGCCCCAUCCCCCUCCACUUCCUGCGCAGAGUCUCAAAAGCUGGGCAGGUGGACAAGGUGCAGCACUCGCUGGCCAAGUAUAUUCUGGAGCUGUCCCUGCUGUGCUAUGAGCUGAGCUGGGUGCGCCCCUCUGAGCAGGCUGCGGCAGCCCUCUGCCUGUCCCUGAAGCUGUGGGGUAAGGACUGGGACCCCACCCUAACCCACUAUGGCCGCUACAGCCAGGCCCAGCUGGUGCCCACCAUGGCUGUCAUGGCUGCAAUUGUGCUGGAUGCCGACAAGAGCAAGUUCACGGCCACGUACCAGAAGUUCAAGAGCAAGAGGUUGGAUGCGGUCAGCAACCUGGCAGUGUUGUACAGUGCAGUAUUCAAGAAGAUUGCAGGGCGGACCUGAGCUUGGACCAUGUGGUUGCACCCCCUGCCUGCCUUUGUCACUCUGCCUUUGCAGAGUUUUAGCACCAUCUUAAUGACUAUGUAAAUAAACUGCUUCUUUUUUA
Molecule: messenger RNA, 1508 nt
Organism: Ixodes scapularis (black-legged tick)
Lineage: Eukaryota; Metazoa; Arthropoda; Arachnida; Ixodida; Ixodidae
Product: G2/mitotic-specific cyclin-B2
Exons: 8
Coding region: 53-1405 (450 amino acids)
Biological process (GO): mitotic cell cycle phase transition; regulation of cyclin-dependent protein serine/threonine kinase activity
Cellular component (GO): nucleus; cytoplasm; cyclin-dependent protein kinase holoenzyme complex
Molecular function (GO): cyclin-dependent protein serine/threonine kinase regulator activity
Source: RefSeq, a predicted model, not a curated record